AUGAUCAAUACCAGCGAUUAUUCUGAAAAUAGCCAAAUUUCUCUCAACCACCCUCAUGACAACGAGGGUACACAAGUGAUAACAUCUCUCUCUUCCUUUCAUUCUCCUCCUACAUCACCAUCGAGUUUCGUUCCUUCUUUAACAUGUACCCAUAAUGAACGCCUCACGAUAGGCGGCUACAACGAUCAGCAUAGCUCCAAAGAAUUGAUUUCAGCCUUUUCUCUCUCAGCAACGAGCCACAAAUCUCUAACACCAUCCAAGACCAUUCCUUCAAAUGACAAAUUUGUCACUAUUGAAAAUGUCAGUCUUGAUGGCGAGCAACAGAUUCAAGAAAAGAAAGGUGUCACAAGUCCAGAAUUUUUCGGUGGCUUCUCCCAUAUCGAAAAUGCUAUCAAACAAGGUAUGAAUGUCAAAACAUCAGCGACACAUGCCUCCCAUGGAUCCGUUGCUCAACAUUCCACAAAAACUACCCUCUCUAAAAGCAUUAGUGGUGGUGACGGUUCCAUUCACAUCAAGACAUGUUUUGGCGUGUUACAACUGAGUGGAAUGAAAAUGCUCAGCCUCACUUCCAUGACCCUAAAUCUCAUUGCAUUCAUCAUACUAGCACUGAUCAUUACAUUUUCUUUUGUUGGACAAAUUAUGUUUGCUCACAAAUUUGAUGGCUUCGAUGUUUCGAGUGCCUAUUAUCGAGAAGGAAUGAUUGGUGCAUGUCGAAGUGCUGUCUUUUCGAAUUUUACUCAAGACAUUUCCAUGCGAUACAUUGUAAAAUAUGAAAACUUUUCCAAAUUGUUCUUGGCCAAUAUGGAUGAUAUGGUUACAGGUUUACCUACUUUUAUGCGAACGACUUUUACCUCUCGUAACAUGACGGUCAAUGAUUUGAAAACGUUUAAGGCGAUUGCAGUUGAACAGCAAGUCAUUUCCAUGUUGAAAGAGGGAAAUUUUUCGAGAGCCAUGCAAAUACUAGACUCGCCAUCCUAUCGAAGCAACAUGGAGGCUUAUUCUGAAGAAUUUCAACCACUCACAGAUUACCUGUUGGGUCUUCAGACAUUUGCAAGAAAUUUCAAUACCAUCAUGACCACAGCGUGUUUGGUGACCAUUGUUGUCUCGUUUGUGGUGGUGGCUCCCACAGUAGUGGCAUCAAUUUUCGUUUCUUUGAAACGCGAUACCUCCAAUUCCAAAAAGUUGAAGCAAGUGAAGGCAUUAUUGCUUCAAGAUACGAUGCACGACAACAAAUUGAAAAAUCUAUUUAAGGAACACUGUAAGAAAGAGAUGAGUUUGGAAAAUUUUUCCUUGCUGGAUAAGAUCAAUGAUUACAAGACACUUUGUGAAAAAAGUUUUGACAUUCAAGUGUAUUUGUAUGACAGUAGUGAAACUUCAAGUAUUUCUGAUGUAACCUCAGAGGCUGGCUCUGCAAUGAAUGGUUCUGAUUUGAACAACAAGAAGAAAAAGAAGAAGGGCUAUACUGAAAAGGAUUUACGAGAAAUUGAAAAGAAAAAGUUUGAACUUGCAUUCGAAAUUCACACUGACUAUUUGGACGUGCAUGGAGAUAAAUCCGUGAAUAUUAGCAAACAUUUUGCUGAGGGUGUGAAACAACAAUUGGACUUCUUUGCCACCACUCAAAAUGAACAAUUACCUGAAGAUUUAUUUUACACUGUGGAAAAUGAAAUUUGUAUUGUCAUGAUGGACACACACAUGCGAUUCAAAGCAUCUCUGGAGAAUCAAAAACAAUCCAAAAAAGAGAGUCUAAAGAAAAAGAUUUUGAACAAGUGA
Molecule: messenger RNA, 1770 nt
Organism: Naegleria lovaniensis
Lineage: Eukaryota; Heterolobosea; Eutetramitea; Acrasida; Naegleriidae
Exons: 1
Coding region: 1-1770 (589 amino acids)
Source: RefSeq, a predicted model, not a curated record